GUCAGCAUCAUCUUCUCGCUUUCAAUUGCACCAAUUCAUCUAAUUAAUUCAAUCAAUCUUUUUGUGUAACAAUUCUAAUAGUAAUUUAUCUAUACACAGAUUCAGCAGCAAAUGUCUGGCGUGUCCGUGGGCUUGUCUCCGGCCUCUUCGGGAGGAGGGGUGAUGGGGUCCCUCCGCGUGAUCGAGCUCCAGCUGGUGGCGUUCAUCAUGAUCUUCUCCGCGAGCGGCCUCGUCCCCCUCCUCGACCUCGCCUUCCCGGCCCUCGCCUCGGCCUACUUCGUCGUGCUCUCGCGCCUCGUCUUCCCGGCCCCGUCCUCCGCGGCGCCUGGGAAGUCGCCCGAGAUCUUCCAGGGCGGCCGCCUCUUCCGCGCGUACGUCGUGGCGGGGACCACCGUGGGGCUGUUCCUGCCGCUGGCGUACGCGCUGGGGGGGUUCGCCCGGGGAGACGACCACGCGGUGCGGUCCGCGACGCCGCACUUGUUCCUCUUGUCGUUCCAGAUUUUGACGGAGAAUAUUGUGAGUGGCUUGUCGCUCUUCUCGGCGCCGGUGAGGGCGCUCGUGCCAAUUAUGUACACCGUGCGCCGGAUCUUCGUGGUGCUUGAUUGGAUCAAUGAUGUUUGGGUCAACAAGACCCUCCCUGCUAACGCGGAUUUCGAUGAUGUGGGGUGGUUCUGGUUCGGGAGGGGUUUGGCAGUGUUGAAUAUGGCGUAUUUCUCGGUGAAUUUGUUUUGCUUUCUAAUUCCGAGGUUUUUGCCGAGGGCGUUUGAGAGGUAUUUUAAAGAGAGAGACGCCGAGACACUUUCCAAAUCCGCUCAUGAUAAAUUCAAGGCUGCAUCACCCAAAUCCGACACAAAGGCUGAUUGAUUCCAUCAUAAUCUCUCUCUCUAUUUUGGUGGUAAGAAUUUCUAUGUGUGUGUGUGAGGGUUGCAUUGUAAGUUUGUAGUUUGGUUCUGGCGACUAAUCAAUGUAAGUAGAUGCAUAUGUAUUUUGGUCCCAUUUGGUUGGUUGUUUUGAAUUAACUAGCCUUUUUCUUUCUUGAA
Messenger RNA from Salvia hispanica, 1040 nucleotides. RefSeq lists its product as uncharacterized. Lineage: Eukaryota; Viridiplantae; Streptophyta; Magnoliopsida; Lamiales; Lamiaceae. The record is from RefSeq and is a predicted model, not a curated record.